GAAUUUAAGCUAUGUAUUGAUGACAUCCUUUGUAGAAUAAAAAAUAUGGAUCCAGUUGUAGAUAGUAACGAAGCUAUGCAGUGCGAGUAUAUUUCAACGAUCUUACAUACAGCUGUAAGUAUUCUCGGCGACUUGGUAAUCACACCUCAGGCAAAUAUAAUUGGUGAAGAAAACACAGGCUGUGUCGACUAUGCCAUCAAAAAAAUUAUCAGCGAGUUACUGGAGGAAAUAAUUUGCAUAACUGAAGGCAAACAGAAUCAAGCAACUAUAGGUAUCUGCCAAAACUUACUACAAUGCCGAAGUGCUUGCGAUAUGAAUAUAAAUAUGAAAAAGAAAAAAAGAAAGGUGGAUGAUGAAUUCGAUCCAGACUACGACUACGUCUAUGGUAUAGUCAGUACUGGAACUGACUGGUACUUCAUUCUUCACAGCACUGAAGGUAUCUAUAGUACAAGCAGGACUGAAUACCGAAUUUCACUAACAGAAGACAUUCUCAAAAAUGAUACAAAAUUGCGUAAGAAUGUGAAGAGGGUUUUAGAAGUGAUCGUAGGAUUAUUAAAAGAUAGAGCAAUAGGUAGUGAGGAACCCGCAAAUAAGAAGCGCUGUGUAGAAGAGAUAAUCAAGAAAAAAUAAUUGUAUAUAAGACUAGCAUAGACGUCAUGUAUCGGGUUAGCUUGCUAACCAACAUUUGUAUUUAUUUUUCGCAUGUAAUAAUAAAAAAAUUUUUUGGCA
Rhizophagus irregularis DAOM 181602=DAOM 197198 is the source of this 729-nucleotide messenger RNA. The record is from RefSeq and is a predicted model, not a curated record. Lineage: Eukaryota; Fungi; Glomeromycota; Glomeromycetes; Glomerales; Glomeraceae.